UGGCCAGACGCGACCCCCAAGGCAAAACAAAACGCGAGAAGACGUGUUUUUCCUUGUUAUGCUGAGUCCGGUGGGGGAUUUGCGAGGGAAGUAUUGGCCAACGCGUAAUUUACACGUCAGCUUUUUUUUCAUAGUGCAAGGGGGUGUGGGUGUUGGGUUGAAUGCGAUGCGUUGGGGGGGUUGGAUGAUGGUGAGUGCUGAAUGUGUUGGGAGGGCGAGUGCUGAAUGUGCCGAUGUUGAGCGUUGGAUGGGAUGUAGAAUGCGAUGCCAGGACGAUAUCGGGCCAAGUGAGGACAGCACUACGGCUCCUGCCAUCUCCCCGCACCAACAAAGAGAUCGCUCGGCAUGCAGCCACAUGCAGAUGCAUUGUUUUGGUCGGCGCCGGCUCGGUUGGGGACAUGGCGUUGAGGAUCGCCUCCUGUCAGCCCAGCCAGCCCAGCCAGCCAGCCCGGCCCGCAAAGGGGCGAAAGAUGAGAUGCAUGUGGGAUCAACAACAGCAACCUACCAACGCCGUGGGAGGCCGAGGUCGCAGUCGCGACCAGAGUCGAUGUUGCUGUUGGCACCGGGACAGCCGCCGAAACAGCAGCGGCAGCAUCGGCCGCCACCGACGAGCGGGUUUUCUUGCUCACUUUGCUGACCACAGCGCCGCCCAUCUCGUCGUUCUUUCUCUUGGACUGCAUGGUGAUUGUCGAGUCGUGUGCGGAUGGCAGUUGUGGGGGUUGAGCAGGUUAGGAUCACGAUCGGCGAGGUCGUCGAUAUUGGCAGGUGCGAUGCCGGGGCUGGAGUCGAGAGGGUGGGAGGUCUGGCGAUCGCAGUCGAGAUAUCCAAGGAAGCGACGGGAAGCCUGUUCGCGCUCGGGGACCUAUUCUGCCAUCAGCUAUCUGGUGCGGCUCCGGUAUCGGAUCGAUGGGCGUGGAUGCAGCAACUAUCUGAUGCAACGGCGGUCCUGUCGAUCGGCCAUGAUCCGCUGUCCUGCGACCAUGGCCGAUCGACAGGGACUCCCGCGGACUGACCCUUUGAUCGUCAUCCUCAACUCUGACCCGCGCAAAUACUGGUCCUCUACACCCUGCGACGCUUAUCCGAUCCAUCUGCCUCCCCAUCGCCUCCUCUCAGCGCCUACCGGAUGUUGAUGCGUUUGUGCGGAUGGAUGAUGUCGACGGCAAGCGCUGGGCGGGACGGUGAUCUGUGUCGGCCGUCCGUCACGUGCACACGCGUCCCGGCUUUGUGCUGGCGAU
Polychytrium aggregatum is the source of this 1235-nucleotide messenger RNA. RefSeq lists its product as uncharacterized. The record is from RefSeq and is a predicted model, not a curated record. Lineage: Eukaryota; Fungi; Chytridiomycota; Chytridiomycetes; Polychytriales. The transcript has a single exon. Bases 234 to 1130 code for a protein of 298 amino acids.